AUGGUAAAGGACGUAGCAAAGGUUGUUGCCGCUCGCUUCUGCAAGAGCCAAAUGCAAUCUUCACCCCCCCCCCCAUAUUCGCAAGAAAUUAGAAAAAUAACCAGCAAAGAGCAAUGGAAGUGUCGCGAUGGAUCCUGUAUCAGCAUUGACAGCAUAUGUGAUGGAGUUGUCGAUUGCCGUGACAGUAGCGACGAGACUCAUACACUAUGCAGGAAGAUGCGCUGUCCACCUCAUUUAUUCCGCUGUACGUAUGGCGCAUGCGUGAACGGUGCAGCCGCUUGCAACGGCAAAGUGGAGUGUGCUGACUCAUCCGAUGAAUUGAUACCGCAAUGUCGAGAUGAAAUAUCUGAAGACAAUGGCCAGUACAAAUGUCGCAAUGGUGAUUCGAUCCCCGCUGUAAGCCGAUGUGAUGGUGAAGCAGACUGCGCUGAUGGCUCUGACGAAACGGUUGAAUCCUGUGGGGCGAUGGUGUGCCACCCCUACCUAUUCCAGUGUGCAUAUGGAGCCUGCGUUAGUAAGGGAGCUGACUGCAAUGGGAAGGUAGACUGCGCUGAUGGAUCUGAUGAGGCCGUAGAACUCUGCGGUGGAACUUCAACAGAUGUUACAGUAACAUCUCCCAAGCCUACAGAUAACUCCGGCGGUUCUGCUUGCAUUCUCCCAAAAUAUCCAAAACACGGUACAUACAGGGUGCUCGGAGCACGUGGUGCUUUCCCCGGAGAAGCGUACUCCAGUCCGAUCCUGGACGUCCGUUGUGAACCUGGAUACGUGUUAAACGCAACCAGCAACGUGUAUUGUGUUGAUGGCGUUUGGUUCGGUGAUAUGCCAAACUGCAUCCGACAAUGCAAGUUAGCUCCUAACCCGAGCGUGAGUUACACGUGCAUGAUCGUCGAACACAACACGAGGAGUUCCUGGCCCUGUAAAGAGUACGAAGCGGAUGGCACCAUCGCUGUUCCAGAGUGCCAGGAGAACUAUCAUUACACUGGUAUAGCUCCAAACGCGAAAUGCGUCAAUGGACAGUGGGAGAACCUUAUCCGCUGCAAUCCAGAAUGUGGUACUGUUGUACCGAAAAGCAACCAGCUUAUGAUAGGUGGCCGUGUAGCGGAGCGUGGUGAACUGUCAUGGCAUGCUGGUAUCUACCAAAAGUCAAGGUCAUUCGAACAGAUAUGCGGAGGCUCACUCGUCAGAAAACAGGUCAUCAUAUCAGCGGCCCAUUGCUUCUGGAAUAGUAACAAGGAGACAAAAAUGCCGCCAUCCGACUACAUGGUGGCUGCGGGGAAAAUAUAUAGAUCCUGGAAUGAUAAACGCGAGAAUGACGAGCAGAAAAGAGAUGUCAGCGAUAUAAAAAUUCCAAAACGAUUCAGAGGCCCGGAGACCAAUUAUCAAGACGACAUUGCUCUGGUUUUCGUGGAAACACCAUUUGAAUAUACUCAAUAUAUUCGACCAGUUUGCGUUGACUUCGACGAAGCCUUCAACAGUGAGCAAUUAAGACCUGGACAAAAAGGAAAGGUUGCAGGCUGGGGCUUGACAGACCCUAAGGGUAAACCUUCUGAAGUACUACGCGUUGUUGAACUCCCCGUGGUGGACAUUGGAAUCUGUUUGGACAGAUCACCCCCAGAUUUCAAAGCGCACAUUACCAGCGAUAAGAUCUGCGCUGGAUAUUAUAAUGGUACGGCGCUUUGCAAGGGCGACAGCGGCGGCGGGCUUUCCUUUCCGGAUCUAGAUCGUGGUAAGCUGCGGUACUAUCUACGUGGAAUAGUUUCAACCGCACCCAGGAAUGAAGAACUUUGUAACUCACAAACCAUCACCGCAUUCACAAGGAUCAUGUCUCAUAAAGUUUUCAUUAAUAAUAACGUAAAGGAAGCUGUUUAA
This is a messenger RNA of Parnassius apollo (apollo), 1869 nucleotides long. The record is from the annotation of a GenBank genome assembly. NCBI's taxonomy places the organism in Eukaryota, Metazoa, Arthropoda, Insecta, Lepidoptera, Papilionidae.